Molecule: messenger RNA, 2485 nt
Organism: Esox lucius (northern pike)
Lineage: Eukaryota; Metazoa; Chordata; Actinopteri; Esociformes; Esocidae
Gene: lgi1b
Product: leucine-rich, glioma inactivated 1b
Exons: 8
Coding region: 549-2183 (544 amino acids)
Biological process (GO): myelination
Molecular function (GO): protein binding
Source: RefSeq, a predicted model, not a curated record
UGCUUUUCCAGCUACACUCCUAAUGAAUAGGCCGUUCCGCAUUAACCAUUCAUGGAUUUCAUGCGUGCAUAAAUAAUAGCAUGCGUCCCUCAUAAAAUAAGCGCCAGUGCUGCUCUCAGCGCGCUGUCUCCAAGGACCUCACGCUUUCAUCUUUUCCUAUAAGCUCGAGCCAAAUAGAUGCCUUCUUAAUAAAACACAUACAACUAGCCUAGUUUUUACAAAAAAUCUAUAUCAGCCUAAACAUGGUAUAGCCUAUGGAUACAUUUUCACUUAUAGAAAGACAACGGAUUUGAUCGGCGACCUUUGUCUUAUCUUCCCUAUCCAGCAUUUGCAAAUUCUGCGCCUUGCAGAACGAAUCGUUUUUUUUUUUUUUUGGAUUUGUGCCUGGUCAUGGAGAUACAGGCUGCAUACACCACUGCUUAACUCGACGCAGAUAGGCUACAGACAUUCAAUAUUUUGCAUUGAAACAUUUUAAUUUAGGAUUUUUACUUGAGGUUCAUGUUAAGAAAUAUUCGACGGACUGGUUGUGGCCAGAGAGAUCCAAAAGGAUGGGAUAUGCAAACAAAACCCUGAAAGGAUGCAUGGUCUUUCUUUGGAUUUACACCGUUCUGCUUUUGGCGGAGACCAGAAGAGUGAAGCAACCUAGAUGCCCCGCAUCUUGUACGUGCACCAAAGAUAAUGCAUUGUGUGAAAAUAUAAGAUCGGUACCACACAGCUUCCCACCAGAUGUCGUUUCCUUGUCUUUUGUCAAGUCUGGAUUCACCGAAAUCACUCGGGGAAGCUUUUUACACACGCCAGCUUUACAGCUUCUCUUAUUCACUGCCAACACCUUCGACUCAAUUGAUGAGGACGUGUUUCUCGGUCUACCACAUCUAGAGUACCUGUUUAUUGAAAACAACAAAAUUGCAUCAAUAUCACCACAUGCAUUCCGGGGAUUAAAAGCACUGAUACACCUGAGUUUGGCCUAUAAUAACCUGGAGACUUUACCCAAAGAUGUAUUCAAGGGCAUGGAUGCUUUGGCUAAAGUGGAUCUGAGAGGGAACAACUUGGAAUGUGACUGUAAAAUAAAAUGGCUGGUGGAGUGGAUGCAUAGCACAAAUGCAACGGUUGACCAGAUCUACUGCAGUGGACCCCAAUUGUUCCAAGGGAAACUGAUUAAUGAUCUUGUACCCGGGUCAUUUGAUUGCAUAACAGCAGAAUUUGCCUCGUAUCAGCCCCUAACGUUUGAGUCCAUUUCUGUGGAAUCAUUUACCUUCGGCAUGGAUCAGUUUGUUGUGUUUGCCCAGCCCUUUACUGGAACGUGCAGCUUCCUGGAAUGGGAUCAUGUUGAAAUGGUUUUCAGAACCUAUGACAGCAUUCAAAGUACAUCCACGGUGGUAUGCAAACCCAUGGUGAUUGAUAAUCAGCUGUUCAUCAUUGUAGCCCAGCUCUUUAGUGGCUCUCACAUUUACAAGCGGGAUAUCUCUGCCAACAAAUUCAUCAAAAUCCAGGACAUCGACAUCCUGAAAAUCAGGAAACCUAAUGACAUUGAGACUUUCCUCAUAGACGGUGAGUCCUUUUUUGUGAUCGCAGACAGCUCCAAAGCUGGUUCCACCACAGUGUACAAGUGGAACGGCAAUGGAUUCUACUCUCAUCAGUCGCUCCAUCCCUGGUACCGUGACACGGACGUGGAAUACCUGGAGAUAUCUGGUAAGCCGCAUCUUAUCCUAGCCAGCAGUUCCCAGAGACCAGUCGUCUACCAAUGGAGCAAAAGCCUGAAGCAGUUCGACAGGCGCACAGACAUCCCGGAAAUGGAGGAUGUUUUUUCCGUCAAGCACUUCAAGGUGAAGAAUGAACUGUUCAUCUGCCUAACGCGUUUCAUUGGGGACUCCAAGGUGAUGAGGUGGGAUGGCUCUAUGUUCAAAGAGGUACAGACAAUGCCUUCACGGGGCUCUAUGGUGUUCCAGCCUGUCUCUAUCGGCAACUGGCAGUAUGCCAUCCUCGGCAGCGAUUACUCCCUGACGCAAGUCUAUCAGUGGGACAUGAAGAGGGGCCAAUUUAUUCACUUCCAGGACCUGAAUAUCCAGGCACCAAGGGCAUUCUCUUUGGUGUCCAUUGACAACAGAGAGUUUCUGCUGGCGUCCAGCUUUAAAGGAAAAACUCAGAUAUACGAGCACUUAAUGAUUGACCUGAGUAAUAACUAAAAAUGAACACAAAAGGAUAGUUCACCCAAAUUACAAUGGCACAUUGGUGCCCCUGUGUGAUAUGAAUCCAGGCUUUGGUUAAGGUUCCACAUUUUCCAGAGACCACUGGUAGACUUGGAUGGGACUUGGAUGAGACUUUGCUACAAUUGCUGAAAUGUUGGCAUUUAGAAACGCUAUCAAGGAAAUUAAACCAAAGCAUGGAUUCCUGUCAAACCUUGUCUACAGACUGCUUAUAGAUUAAGGACUCUGUUAAAUUGAAAAUGUUUUAACCGAAUCAAUUAAAACACAGCUUUUUUGGGAAA